ACCCUGUCCGGUUCCGGUGGCUUAUAUCCUUCGCACGGCUCCUCACUCGAUCAUUCCAUCCGAGGACUCCGGUGUGAGCGGACGUGGCGUGUGGCGUCCCUCAGCCCCUCUUGCUUUACACAUUGCAAGCUUUUACACCAUGGCGCUGUUUUAGACCGGGAAUCUCUUCUCCGCGUUACCAUGUGGUGCAAGGAAACAAUUUUGACAUGGUUACCUGAAGUUUCCGACAUGUCCAUCCUCUGAGGAAAAUCAUUUGAUCCGUGAAUCAUGAACCCAACAAUGGCAGAUAAUGAGGAUAACAAGUCUUUUCUAUGUGGCGGUAGUGGGGGAUUUUCAAGGAAAGAUCAGUCUAGCAGCUACAAAAAUUUGGACAUGAUUUUAAGCUUUGGUUCAAAAUCAGACUCAUUUCUCUCUGAUCAAACUCUAACACCUCAGACAAGACUUCUCCAGAAAUGUGAAGAAGUGGGUCUCUUUCAAGAUUUGCAAAAUAUGAAUCCAUUUGAAGAGACUUUUCGCAAAGCAGCAGAAGAUAUUCGCUCUGGGACAGAUCCUUUAGAAAUGUCAAGCUUGUCAGUCCCCAACACUGCGGAUGAUUCUCUUCACACACCUCAUGUGAUAUUUCCUCUAGCAAAUGAAUGCAUUAAAAGAAAGGGGGGUAUUUCUCCCAGAGAGGAUAUCUCAAUCCCUUUAAUGCAGAGUGAUGGUAAAGAGCCUUUAUGCAUACCUAUAGACAGUGUGAGUGCUGAAAAACCCAUUCUCCAGCAGGAAGCAGACACAUCAGAGGAGGCUCAAAUAUCAGAUGCACAUGUUUCUGGUUGUGAAGAUGAAUCAGAGCAUGGUACUAUACAAUUUCUGUUGAGAAUGCCAAAUGGCAAAAUGGUCCAAUUAUCAUCACUUCCUGUUGAACAAAUGGACACUGCUAAUCAAAGCUCAAAAGAAAAAGACAUUCCAAUAAUUAAGGUUGAUUCAUCAUUUCUUAAAACAGUUGACAAUAGGACUCAAUCAAGUUUCAGUAAAGUCUGCUCAGCUUCCAGCAGUCCUGCAAGUAGCAGCACGAACAAUAGAAUUGAAACUAAUGCAAUGGAAAAUGUGGAACCAAGCAGCUCUGCUAAGUUGAAGUCAAAUCUUAGGUCACCAAAAGAGGAACACCUCUCAAAAAUGUCUUUGGCUAAACUGAAGUUAAAACAGGCAUUAAUGAAUAAUAGCUGCCCUGCAGCAAAUUUAUCAUCUUCAGGCAUUUCGUCUACCAUUACCUCCCAAAUUGUGCCAAGCUUCAUGGAGAAUCAAACAAUUGAGUCAAGGAGAUCUUCUAGCCCAUCAGAAGAAAGUGGAAUGUCCAAUGAGCAAGGGCGUGAUUUAUCUUCUGUGGAAGAAAAAAGGAAAAGAAAUAGGGCAGCUGCAAUGCGCUGUCGGGAAAAGCGCAAGACCUGGGUGAAGGAACUGGAGCGCAGAGCGAAUGAUAUGCUUAGAACAAAUGCCCAGCUACAACAUGAAGUUUCAAUGCUUCGAGACGAGGUGGCUCAGCUGAAAACUUUGUUGCUUGCUCAUCGUGAUUGUCCUGUCACUCAAGCUCUUGUGCAGGGAAAAGCUACUUUACCAAUAGGUUCUACUGUUUUGAAUUCUGCAACAGAUUCACCAAUAGGUAGCAUAAAACGAUCCUUAAACAAAGACCUGAAAUCCCCACCUUCCACGAUUGUAUAUCAAACAUCAAGUCAUGCAAAUCCAGUGAAACCUGUUAUUCUCCUUAAUGAUCCACCCGUGAAAAGAAAACGCCUGAACUCAUCAAAUGUUAAUGCUAGCACAGCUGGAUCAUCUGCAACAGCUGUAUCUGUUGUGACAUCUACAUCAUCAUCAGUACAUACUUUGGUUCUUCCCUCGAGUAACUCAACUGUAUUGAAUCCUAGUUUUGUCAAUGUCAUACCAAGUGUCUUGGUUGCUAAUCCGACAGCCACAGCAGGUUCAGUUCGUGGUCCUACACAGGUUAUUUAUUCUCAAAUACUGCCACGCUUACCUACUCUCACUCAUAAACCAGCCAUCAGUAAUAUGACCCCAAAACAGGCUUACAUUCUUCCCAAAGCAAAAACUGGACCUGUUGCAGGAAAAACUACUUCCUUAAAAUAUGCUAAAUCGGAUGGUAAGGUGUGUAUCACACAACUUUUAUCAACAAAUGUAAUUAAAGUUAAUCCAAAUGUUGUUGAACGUGAUACUAAUGAUAGUGACAUUGAGAUCCUUGAUGACAAAUAAGAUGGAUCUUAGCUCAAAAGAAUAAGGCUGAAAUAAGUAAAGUUUAGAGCAUGUGACGUUAUUGUAAAUUUGUUUUUCUUUUUCAAAUUUUAGUCUUGUUACAUUUUACUUUCAAUAAUUUUUAUAAAAAUAGAAUUAUUUUUCAAAUUCUAUUCUGUUUUGAUUUUACAAAGAAUUUUAACGCCUUUAGAUUUUAUGUGGUUGCUUUAUUGUUAGCUAAAAGUUUGAAGUAUGGCUUUUCAAUCAACUUUUGAAGAAGAGGCGAUAUACAAAUGUUUGAGCUGUACAUAAAUUUCUUCGAUGUCAGUUACCGACAAAUUGUCUAAAUUCUUUUCACCAAUCAACAGACAGUGAAUGUGCCAAAAUGUUUAAAUCUGUAUAGCAGACACAGACAAAAAAUUAUCUUUUGAUCUGAGAUGUUUCAGUAAUUUACCAUUAUUUUGUCUCCCCAUUGCUUAGUUGUUGCUUUGUUAUUUUGCCACAAUAGAUUUGAAUUCAAAAUAAUUUAAAUAGAUCGACAUAAUCCACUUUGUUACAUAUUUUAUAAGAUUUUUGGUCAAGAUUGUACCUGUGUUUUGUUGUUGUGAUAUGGGACUAUUAUGUCUCAAUGAAUUAGAGACAAGUUACAUUAAAUUUAAGAGUACUGUGUACUCAUGACAAUAUGAAGGUUGGGAUAUAGGAGUAUCACCAAAGUAAUUCUUAAAAGCACCGUUGCUGUGGAUGUGGUCUUUGUAUGUAAUGUCAAUGAUCUUUAAUUCCAUCCCAGAGAAACCAGAUCAGUGUGACAUGGUUGUUUAUGAGGAUAAAAAAUGCUCAUCAAGUGUCCUCCAUUGCCUUUUAUUCCAAGAUUCCUUAUCUUGUUGAUUGUGUUAUUUAUGUAAUUACUUAAAUUCCGUCAAACGAGUAACACCUAACUGCUUCAGUUGUGUGGUAGUUUAAAUGUGCUUAUAAAAUCAGUGAUAGGUAUACCCAUGGCAGGGUUUACCCAAAUUAUGUUGUCGUUAUCUUGCAGGGAGAAUUACUCGUAUAUUUACAAGUUGACAUAAAGUAGAAGAAAAAAACAUGGUAAAGUUGUCUUUUA
This is a messenger RNA of Frankliniella occidentalis (western flower thrips), 3325 nucleotides long. RefSeq names its product cyclic AMP-dependent transcription factor ATF-2. Gene Ontology annotation, biological process: regulation of transcription by RNA polymerase II. Bases 268 to 2244 code for a protein of 658 amino acids. The transcript is spliced from 14 exons. The record is from RefSeq and is a predicted model, not a curated record. Gene Ontology annotation, molecular function: DNA-binding transcription factor activity, RNA polymerase II-specific; cAMP response element binding. NCBI's taxonomy places the organism in Eukaryota, Metazoa, Arthropoda, Insecta, Thysanoptera, Thripidae.